Messenger RNA from Acanthochromis polyacanthus (spiny chromis), 1566 nucleotides. RefSeq names its product ring finger protein 224 (gene rnf224). NCBI's taxonomy places the organism in Eukaryota, Metazoa, Chordata, Actinopteri, Pomacentridae. The record is from RefSeq and is a predicted model, not a curated record. Bases 441 to 1007 code for a protein of 188 amino acids. The transcript is spliced from 3 exons.
CCUCUGUGAGGCAGCGAAGAGAACGACAGAACACAGGAGGAGAAGAAGAAGAGAGUCAGAGAAUGAGAGAGAAGCAACAAGAAGAAAGAAAAGAGGAGAAGAGAUGUGCAGAAGGAACAGCAAAAUAAAAAACUCCUAAAGAACAGACAGGAAAUGAAAGAGUGAAGAGCAGCAGGAAGAAAUAAUGAGAUAAAAGGGAAGAAAAAUGAAAAACUGACCGAAGAAGGAAAAAGAAACGACAUGAAGACAAACAACAAACUAGAACAAGAGAAGAUGUGAAGGAGAACAAAGAACCAGGUUCCAUCCAGCAAACACGACUUCAAAGUGUUCAAGAGUUACUUCAAGAACCAGCAGGUUCUACUGAAGGAACCUUUAGUUCUGGUCCCAGUUCUAAACUGGCGACAAAAUAGAACUUUUUCUUCUCGUCCAAUCAGACCAGAAUGUGUGACAACAGAAAGAAAGAGGAGGAGGAGGAGGAGGAGGAAGAGGAGGAGGAGGAGGAAGUGACCGGUCUGCCGUUUCCACCUCCUCCUUCCUCUGUUGCCGGGGAGACGAUGAUGUCAUUACGGAGGCAGGACCUGGUGUGCAUCGUGUGUUUCGGCAGCUAUGACCUCAUGACUCGGUUGCCACGAAGACUGCACUGUGGCCACGCUUUCUGCCAGGCGUGUCUGAAGAGAUUGGACACGGUCAUCAACGAACAGGUGUGGAUCCCGUGUCCUCAGUGUCGUCAGAACACGCCUCGGCCCCGCGGCGGUGCUGCUGGUCUGGACCUGGACCUGCCGUCCUUCCUGGGGGUGAAGGCCCAGCACGCCUGCAGCUCCUCCUGGAGGGAGGCGGUGACCGGAGACGGGGCCCAGAACGGGAAGCUGUGGCUGGGGAAGGAGGUGGCCGACGACAGCUGGUCACACGGAGGUCUGGCUGAACCGCGCUUCCAUCGCUACGGCAACUGCUGCCCGCCCCCGUCCUAUUGGCUGUGCUGCUGGUUCUGCUGCCCGGGGCGGGGCUAAUGCUGAUGGGGCAGAACAGACCUCGGUGUUUACUUUAGGAAACAUGAUGUCACAAUUCAAUCUGAACACAGCAGAAAAUAAAGACUAAAGAGGAUUUAUGGAGGUUUGUGUGAGAGACUUUUGAUCCCUGAGUUUGUCCUGACAGCAGCACUGGCCUUACAGACAAUACUGAGGGAACAGCAGCUUCCUGGUCAGUUCCCAGGGGGCGCUCUAACACCUCCAACACUAAGAAACCACCUUCAUACGUUAAACUUUUAUUCAGGUCAGUUAUUUUACAAAAGUCAUCAGAAAAACAGGAGCAGAUGUAAACAAACAAACAAACAAUAAACUGAGGUUAAAGUUGAAAGUUUCAGUUUGACCAGUCACAGGGCCUCAGCUGAAUCUCCACCAAUCAGCUGCUUCACAUGGUGAGCAUGCUUACGCUAACAAUAAAGCUUCCGGCUUUGAGUUGGCGGACGGAUGGAGGGUCGAGCUUUUAUUGUGAAAGUCUGAUUUGAAUGUUUCCUGUUAAAUAAAACCUGUUUGUGUGAUUUUAAAUAAACAUGAGAUCAGACAGAAA